AUUCCGGUAUUUUAUUUUUCACGCUGUUGUUGUGACUCACGUGGAAGGCGAGCGUUUAUUUCAUGCCAGAAUACAAUAGAAAACUGCCCUCAACAUGGACUUGGAGGGGACCUCAAAACUCUCCAAAAAUGUCUUACGAAUGAAGUUCAUGCAGAGAGGUCUUGACCCAGAAGCAAGGAAACAACUGGAAGAAGAUGAAAAGAAAGUCAUCACAGAAGAGCACUGGCUAUUGGAUCUUCCAGAGCUUACAGCACAUGAAAAUAUCAUGGUCAUGGAGAGAAGUUUUGCAUCCUGUGAGGACUUAAUAUAUGGAAGAAUUUCAUUCAAGGGUUUCAAUCCCGAGGUUGAGAAACUCAUGGCGGCCAGAGGCACAAGUGAGGAUAAGGAGGAUGAUGAUGAACAACUGCGUAAAAUGGACACUGAUGUAACAGAUGAGGAAAUGGCGAUGCGGUAUGCCUCUUUAGUUGAGAGUAUAAAAAAGAAGUUUGUGAAGAAACGAGAGCAUGCAACAUCUGAAGAUGACGUCCCAAGUUUAACAAAACAAGCCAGAAGAGAAUUUCGUAAGCCAAGUGAUUGAUAUACAUACCCUGAAGUAUUGAAUAUACAGUGUGUAAUUGUAGUAGUUUACUUAAGCCUGAUUCGCACUGAAUAAAUAUUACCUGGGGCCCUUUGGUAAUAUGAAAUUAAGCCAGAGGAUGUCUGAGUUCUUCACUGGAACAAACCGAGUUCAAGAUGGGAAAGAUCACCACAGCAUCUCAGAUGUGCAAGGUCUUCAUCAGAGUCCAAGGCAUGGCAACGUCGAAGCAUGAGUUUGGCACUGCUCUAAAUAAAGGCAGAGAAUUUGUUUUCCACAUUUGAGAUGCCCUGAUGUCCAUUCCUUCCUUGAACUUUGCCUACAUGCUUGUUCUGUGUUGUUGGCAGAUGUAUUUAUUGUUACUAACUAGACUACGCAGCAUUCUUAAUGUCUAAAUUCAGUAAAUUACAGACUUUGCUUAUGCGCCAUUCAGAGAAACGAAGGUUCUGUGGUAAUUUGCAAUCCCAGGGGUCCACUGGUAGUGCUUAUCCUGUGCGAAUCAGGCUUUAAUAUACUGUAUAUCCUUGAAAAAGAUCAAAUGUAAAUUGUAAAUGGGCAGCAUACAUUGAAAUGGAAUAGAAUAGAAUAGAAAUCAGUUGUUGUCAUUAGUACAAUGAAAUUUAAAUGUGCACUGUACAAAUGCAUUUAAAUAUUUUUAGUUGUCCAUUUUCAGAAUUCAUGCUGCCCAUUCGCAAAUGUUACCUUUUUUAACAAAUACUUAUCACCACCAUCAAAUUCUAAGUAUUCAUUAUGACUGGGAAAUGUGCACUUUUCGUACAUGAAAAAGGGGAUCUUGAUCGUGGGUGAUCAUGAUCCACAAUUUUGAAUGUCCAGAAAUUGACAUUUUUAGCUAUAAAAUGUACUGUACUUUUGUUAUACUAGUGAAAAUUAGCGUAUUAUUUAAUAAAUAUUCAUGAAAUACCUUAA
Molecule: messenger RNA, 1501 nt
Organism: Engraulis encrasicolus (European anchovy)
Lineage: Eukaryota; Metazoa; Chordata; Actinopteri; Clupeiformes; Engraulidae
Gene: mphosph6
Product: M-phase phosphoprotein 6
Exons: 5
Coding region: 95-577 (160 amino acids)
Biological process (GO): maturation of 5.8S rRNA
Source: RefSeq, a predicted model, not a curated record